AUGAAUCCUGCAUCCACCAGGCGUGGGUCCAGCGGGGAUGGGUCCAGACGCUCAACUUCACGACCUGGAGUGUCGAAUGCUUCCUCCCUUUCGGCUUCACAGGUGUAUGUGGCCUCUGCUGCACCUUCAGUACCUGGGACACCAACCAGCCAGGAUCCUUCAGUACCAGGAACACCAUCCCGCCAGCAAUCUUUUAUACGUGCCAUACCAUCCAGCCAGCGACCUUCAGUACAUGCCAUACCAUCCAGCCAGCGACCUUCAGUACGCGCCUUACCAUCCAGGCAGCGACCUUCAGUACGCGCCUUACCAUCCAGGCAGCGACCUUCAGUACGCGCCUUACCAUCCAGGCAGCGACCUUCAGUACGCAUCAUACCAUCCGGCCAGCGACCUUUAGUUCGCGGUACAUCAUACACUAGGUCCUUGCAGUCAGUGCACAGAGAUCGCAUUGCCGACAGAGUACCAAAGAAAUACAGCCAACAUGAGAAAAUGCCACCACCUCGACUGGUCCAAGGGUCUAAGAAAAUUAAGAUACCCGAAGCCGUCAAAACACAGGCUGAGGGCCACGACAGGCACUCAAAAAGAAACAGAGAUAGCUUCUGGCAUUUUUGCUGCUCAGCCAAUGGGAUGUUGAAGGUCUUGAGGAUGUGUAUUACAGCAGCAUCCGUGUUUUUUUUAAUCAUUGGCGGCGCCCGGGAGCUGUUUGUAGUCAUCAUGAUUCAGGAAACCUGCAUCGUCCUAUUUUUCAUCAUCAUCUAUUUGGUAACCCUUCAAGACACGAUGGCCUGUAUCCACUGGCCUCUGCUUGAUCUGAUCAACUCUGCCAUUUCCACGGUAUUUCUGGGAACAGUUGGUAUACUAGUCAUUGGAGAAAGAAAUACAAAGGAUCUGUGCUAUGCUGGAGGGAUCCUGUGCCUCUCGGCAGCAGUCCUGUGUGUCAUAGAUGCUUUGUUGUUUCCCAUGAAGAGGAGGAACAAAGCGAAAACUUCCCUGUCUGCCCCAGGAGAUCGGGUAGGAAAGGACCCCAGGGAGUGGGAGCAACAGCCAGCCACAAACCUGGGACUCCUUUUCAAGGAUGGCCUGUCUGGCACCCGUGGGGCUCAGUGA
Messenger RNA from Mus pahari (shrew mouse), 1104 nucleotides. RefSeq lists its product as uncharacterized. The transcript has 5 exons. The record is from RefSeq and is a predicted model, not a curated record. Gene Ontology annotation, cellular component: membrane. Bases 1 to 1104 code for a protein of 367 amino acids. NCBI's taxonomy places the organism in Eukaryota, Metazoa, Chordata, Mammalia, Rodentia, Muridae.